Messenger RNA from Nylanderia fulva, 5300 nucleotides. RefSeq names its product integrator complex subunit 13 asun (gene asun). Gene Ontology annotation, cellular component: integrator complex. Gene Ontology annotation, biological process: regulation of mitotic cell cycle; centrosome localization. The record is from RefSeq and is a predicted model, not a curated record. Lineage: Eukaryota; Metazoa; Arthropoda; Insecta; Hymenoptera; Formicidae.
UGGCAACUUGCAGAGAUAAACAGAGCUGCAUUUAGAUUAGCAAAUUUCAUCAGUUCGUAAUCAAAUGAUAAUUCUGGCGAUGAGAUUGCAAAUUCAAAUCUAAAUUAAUAAUGUUCCAUUAAUAAUGUACAUUCAUGUAUAUUAAGUGUAAUUAUUCAGCGCUUCUAUGCAUGCGUGCAUCAUGUAACGUACAAUUUAUAUAUCUGAUCUUUUGUUUAUUUUAAAAAAAUCUUGAAUAUACUAUGAUAUGCGAAUAAUUUGAUAAAAUAUUGAAAUAUCGAAUUAUUUAUUAAACUACUAACAACAAGAUUUAUUGUCACGUAAAUAGUUACGAUUUGAAAUUUUGGGUUAACCUCAAUAUGAAUUGUUGAAAAGUGGAAUGUGAGGAACGAAAAGAUUCGCUCUGUGAAAAAGAACGUAAUUAUUGCAUAUAAUAAGCGGGAAAUGUGAGAAAAUGUAUCCCGCGAAUCACAAGACUAUAUUUGUGUUGGACCACACUCCAUACUUUGGCAUCUCCACCGAGUGUCCAUUAGAGUUUGAUUUUCUCAAGAGUAGAGGACAGAAUUUGAUUCCACUAGCACCAGUCUGCAAGUCCCUGUGGACCACUAGCGUGGAGGCUUCGUUGGAAUAUUGUCGUAUUGUGUGGGACCUCUUUCCCACAGGCAAAUUGAUUAGAUUUGUCAUUACUGAUCGUGCUGCUUAUGUAUUGAACUCAUGGAGUCCAUCACAACAGAACUUGAAUCAUAUAAUGAAUGGCACUGCAAUUUUAGGAGUUCCAAUAAAGACACCGGAUCCUGGGGAAGACUAUUCAGUGAUACAUGGUUUGCGUGUGGCAAUUGAAACUCUGAAUGAGUGCUCUGAUAUACAGCAUGAGAAAAGGACUUCUCUGAAUGAGAACACUAGUAAGCUGAUAAACAGGGGUAGAGUAAUAUGUAUCACUAGCGCACGUGAUAACAGCAAUAUGAAGAGCUUAGAGAAUAUAUUUCUAAAUGAGCUAGCACAGGAAAACAAGACUGCGCUAGCUUCGGAUCACUUGAUACCCAUUGAUUAUUGUCACUUGGUUAUAUUGAACAUAUAUCCUAAUAACAUUGAAUCUCAAGUCACUAGUCAGGGCCCUCGAGAGAUAUCGCCCUUACUGACGGUAGAAGUGCAUUCAAUUAAAGCCUCAGCACUUCACUCCAAAUUAUCGCAUUUGAUUCUGUCUCAUUACGAUCUAGCCAGUACCACAGUGACAGGUAUACCUAUGAAAGAGGAGCAAAACGCCAGUUCUUCAGCUAAUUACGAUGUCGAGAUAUUUCACUCUUCUGCCGCGCAUACUGCAAUUUUGAAAGCAAAUCCGCAAGAUUCAGCGUUGAUAAAAACAUUCAGACGUUUUGAAGAAGGAUCAGAAUAUGAAACGGUGACUUUAAAAUGGUGUACACCACGUGGCUGCAGUGCAUCAGAGAUGCAAUAUUGCACGGCGAUGCAUCGCAUUACGCCGGUUGAUGUCAACAGUAGACCAUCUUCAUGCUUGAUCAAUUUCUUAUUAAACGGACGAUCAGUGAUGUUGGAGAUGGCCAGGAAGACUGGUGGAAAGACUAUCUCUCAUCUGUUGGCAGCACAUGGAGGGGAAAUUUUCAUUCAUACUCUAUCCACUGCUCGAAGUGUACUCGAGGAUCCACCAUCAAUUAGCGAAGGCUGCGGUGGACGAGUUACAGAUUACAGAAUAACCGAUUUCGGUUUCCUUAUGCGAAAUAACAUAUUAGCACCACUUAAACGUAUUCCCAGUUCUAAUGAUGAUGGUCUAGUAGAAAAAAUGAGAUCAAGAUUGGAACGUCAUACUAAGUAUUGGCCCAUGACUAUUUCUAGUACUCUCAUGUUUAACUUAAAACAGGUGAUAGAUCCUCUCUCGGAAUUAAUAGUGAAGGAGGAACUAAGUACGGACGAAGUGUUACAGUGCAAACAAAUAAUCUUUAGUGUACUCGGAUUGGAAGCGAAACACGAGGCGUUGCCGCUGCCAAAUAUCGGCGGAGGUCGUGGCGGAAAAGGAGGAGUACGUAGGGAAGAACAUUAUCGUUUGCUAUGGGACGAGAUGGAAACGUUUCUCAAACACCACGCGAACAACUCGGCUGCGCAUACCGAGGUAUUAAACUGUCUAUUAGAGAUCAGGAAUAAAGAUGACAAGGAUAAGGUGGAGCUUGAUCAGGCUCUACGCGAAUUAGACAGCUUUGGUAAGGAAGACGGAACUGCUCGAGUUAGCGUAAUCAGAGCAACGACAGACUCGCCGAUGUCGCCGCCUGCGAGCGUGUCGAUACCUCUGAACAAGCAAUUACACAAAGCCAAUGCUGGCUCGAAGAGUCUCUUGGAUAUUUGGCUGCAGCGUAGCGCUCCAAAGGACAGAAAACCGGACUUUCAUGGUAGAAUCAAUAGCGAUGGUCCUAAAGCGAAGCUGUAUCCAAAUUUGAAGGACACGGGAAGAGAACCUAGAGAAACCAUCUUAGAAGGAUAGUGUGUGAACAAGGAUUUUUAGAAAAGGCGGAGUGCAUCCUGCAAAGACGUAAAUAUGACUGAAUACAUAUUGGUUUAUCGGACGGUAUUUGUGAUUAUAUAAAAUAAGUUUGAUAAGAAUUUAGAAUUUAGAAGAAAGAUUAUUACGAUUGCAUUUGAAUAAAAGCAAUUAUAUAUUUCUUAUAUUAAAAACAAGUGUACAUAUGUGUUUUUAAUAUUUUAUUAUUUUAUGAUAUCUAAAAAGGAGAAUCAUGAAAUACAGAUAUAUUUUUAAAUUUAUAAUUUUAUGGAUUUAUAAGAAAUAUUUUGUAGUUUUCUUAGAUAUAGUAAUUGUGGUGAGAGAUAUAAAUAUUUCAUGUAAGUGAAAUGAUGAUCUAUUUCAAAAAUGACAUUUUCGUAAAUUGAGCAAUUGAUCUUAGAAUUCGUAACUUUCACAAAAAUAAAGAGAAUACAAGAAAAAAACUACUAGAAUCUACAGAGAAUAUAGAACAUAAUGUAAGAAGAACCUGAAAAGUUAAAAUCAAGAACUAUUUGGAACACAACAAAUUUAAAAAAUUAAUCUAGAAUUUAUCAAGAAUUGACAGAUUUAAGAAUGUAUAACAAGAAUUAAGAAAAAAAAAAUUUUUAUUUAUUAGAAACUAGAAUUCCAGACGCAUAUACUCAGAUUAUACAAAAGACUAUUGAUGCGGUGUCUUAUAAAUAUGUGAUACUUUUUAAUACAGUGUUUUUAUAAGUUAAGAAAAAUUGAAGAAUUCAGCCGGGAUGCGAGAAGUAUAACGCCGAGACAAAACUAGAGUACGAGGGUACGAUUAUCCGAGAUUACUAUCGGGCAGCAUGCGAAGAUCCAUCUGUCUACAAGAGUAUGCGGAACGAAAGUGUAUCAGUGGUACAACACCAUUCCAGCUCCCACCUUUUCCUACCGGCGACCGCAUCCCUCUCUCUCUCUCUCUCCACCCCUCUGGCUGUUUUAUAGUCGACACGUCUGCCGAGUGUCUGAGCCGUCUAAGCGAUACAUCGACCUCUGUCGAAUCUAUAGUUCACUUCGGCGUGCGGCCCCCGCCGUGCUAAUCGAUGAAUGUGGGAGGACAUCACAAAACGAGAGGAGGGGCUCGACCGCGUGUAUUGCGAUGUAACGCAGUGUGCACGAUCUCUUUCUCUUUCUAUCUCAAUUUGGGAGGGAGAGGGAGACAAUGCGAGAGAAAGGGAGAUACAUAGAGAUUAAAGAAAGCCCGUAGUACUGGGUGACCAUCAGGAAGUUGUUGAAACUAAACUGACGAAUUGUAGAGGUGUAUGAUCCUAGUUGAUGCAACUCUUGUCAGGAUGGGAGAGAGAUAUAACGAUUUAUCCGAAGAUUUGCAAGUUCACAAAAUGAUAGAAGCAUCUAAAUUCAAGAUUGAAGAACUUGAAGCAAAAGAGAAGACAUCAGAGAGAAAUAAACGUUGAGGAUUAAGAAGGCAAAUUGAAGAUCUCCUGAUGUAGCUUCUCUGGUCCAGCCGCCCGACAAAAUCUCUCAAUUGUCCUAGACUCUUUAAGAGAUCUCCAUCGGAAUUUAUUCACAAUCAUCAGCUCCUCCGAAGAGAGAAGUGCAGCUAGAAGAAAAUUCUGUGACAAUCAAAUCGAUCUAUUUCGAGCGAGGCCAUUACUUAUGCUGCACCUUAUAUAAUGCAAGCUGCUAAAAGAGAGACAGACGGGACGGUGGCAAGGGAGGCGAGAGGAUUACGAGGAAGAGGUGGAGAGAAGGAGGAAGAAGAGGAGGGUUGCGGAAGGGGACCACUUCAGCUCAAAGAAACCUUUGCACACCUCGACGGAAGCAGAAGCUCUCAGGCUUGAAUUUUUCAGGGUAUUCCGUAGGGUCCCAUUGAAGACUUGGCGGCAGCAUGGAACCCGUUUCCCCUUCGUAGGGCUGCCGCCCUUCAAGGCUUACGGUCCGACCGGCUCUUUGUCGUCCCUUUGAGCGACGUCCCUGCAGGAUGUACAUGCGAAGCACUAAAGCGAAGCGCAGGGACGUAUGGGAUUGCAUGGGGAAAUAUACAGGGUAUAUCUUCAAGAUUUUUUUCCUAAAAAGAUUUCUUCCUUUGAACUUCAAGAACUGCGAAAUACGACUUCGAAUGUACCUGCGAUCAGGAGUUGUGGAAGAGAUUUUGGGAAAAAACAGAAUUCCUGAAUUUCCACGUAAAAUUGCCGGAGCCAAAUACCUUGAAAAAUAGCACCACGAAGCCGUCCGUUACUGAACCGUAGGGACAGCUGCUUGUAGCAGGACGAUUUUCAAAGGGCGACUUCUAAUGAGCUUUUGCUACCCCAGUGAAGGGUCCGGGAAUACCGCUGGGAGAUUAUGUUCCGCGCUCCAUCCCUUUUCCGUCCUUAGUCCCCGGCUCUUCUAUCUCAACUCCGUUUCCACCUUCGGGGAAAAUAUGGCAUAUCGCCAGGUAAGAGAGUAUCCGCUCGACGUUGAAGCGAUUAGAUUUCUACCGGGUGUGUUUCGAAAUUUCUCAAAUGCCAAAUACAGUUUUAAAAUUAUUACAUAUUUCAAAAUUGUUUAUACAACUCGGCGCAACAACAUUUACAACAUUAAAGUUGGAUACGAAAUUCUAUAUACUAUUUAACGUGUGAAAUUUUACAUCUUUUUGAGAAAAUAAUCAAUUCAUUUUUUAAAUAACAAUAAUACAAAUAAAUAUAAAUAAUUUAAUCAAGUUGAAACUACUUGUUAGCGACAUGGAUGUUUCAUUUCUUUCAUACUUAAAUACAUAUAUAACUGCUUGAUUAAAUUGCGAUGUAAGUACGAGUACUUAAAUAAAUAUUGAAUUUACAGAACA